This is a messenger RNA of Lycium barbarum (goji berry), 4352 nucleotides long. RefSeq lists its product as uncharacterized. NCBI's taxonomy places the organism in Eukaryota, Viridiplantae, Streptophyta, Magnoliopsida, Solanales, Solanaceae. The transcript has 4 exons. The record is from RefSeq and is a predicted model, not a curated record. Bases 2536 to 3123 code for a protein of 195 amino acids.
AUAAAAUUCUAACUACACAUCAAAAAUAAAAUCCCAACAACACAUCAAACGUAGGAUGGGUCUUAUAACCCCCCCGUUCAUUUUGAACGUGGAAUAUACUCACCCUUAAGCGUUGAGGUGCCACUCUUAUAUGUUGAUGUGUACAAAUUCACUAGACAUGUUGAAAAACUUGAUAACAUGCAUUGGGCCCCGCUUGGUAAUGUUUUAUUUCUCUCCUUUUUAACUAUUAUUAUUCUCGACCCGCACCCGUACCCAUAUUUUUAAUUACCCCAAAUCCCCACAUUUCAUCCCAAAUCCCUAACCAAAAAAAAAUCGUCGACUCCCAUUUCAACCUUAAGCUUCUUCAUCGAUAUUAUUGCGUUGGUACUGAAGGUUCGAUUUGAAGUGUUCUUCUCAUUUCUGCUCUUUCUUCAUGCAGUAAAGGUCAGUUCUUUACUGUUAAAGGUCAGUUCUUUACUGUUUCUUCGAAAAAAUGUCGACUAGGAUUUUUGUUUUCCCAACUGUUAAUUCGAUUAAUUGGGUUUUUAAAGCACAAAAUUGGUGUUUUCCCAACUGUUAAUCCGCACAUUUGGUUUCGUGUAUUUAUUAUUGUUUAACCCUAGUUUGAUUUAGACAAGGGUUUGAUUUUAUUGUGCAUAUGCUACCAUAUUUCGAUUUAGUCGUGCAAUAUGUUAAAUUAUUUGUUUUUCUUGUUGUUUGCUUGCUUUGCAUUUCGGUAGAACAUGGGUGACUUGACUUUGGUAAUUUUAAGAUGGUAUCAUAGUGGUGUGUUAGAUUCUAGUGGGGAACCAAUAUAUAAAGGUGGGCAAGUUACUGAUUUUCUGAAUGUUGAUGUGGAUAUGAUGUCUUAUUUUGAGUUAAGAGACUAUAUUAAAAAACUAGGAUACACUACAACUUGCACAUUUAGUAUUAAACCACCUAACAAUGACAUUUUGGUAGAUGUUGUGAGUGAUGUGGAUAUUUUAGACAUGUGUAUGUCUUUAGAAUAUGGAGAUAUUGUGGAGGUAUAUGUGCACCACAUGAUUGAUAAACUAACUGUUGUGGACCUCUCUUUAUUAGAAAAUGCUAGUCAUGGGGAGAAAGAGGAAUCUGGUUUAGCUUUUAAUAAAGGGGCUGAUGACUAGGGGCUAAUGAAAAGGUUGGUGAGGAGCCCUUAAAUGGUCCUAAUACACCUGCUGCCUUUUCUAUUCAAAUUGCUGGUAAUACAGCAACUGCCUCAAGUUCUGCACCUGCUGAUAAUACAGCUGCUACUACUGCAAAUGGUGCUACUGAAGAUUAUCCAGAUCUAGGUCCAGUUGGAUCUGAUUUUGUAGAAGAGGGAUCUUAUUACUCAACUGCUAAUAGUGAACAAUCUGUAGACGAAAUAGUUGGGGAAGGUGAGGAGGACUACGAAGUGAUGUGCAUGAGGAGGUUAAGGAGUUGAGGGCUGAAAGAAGAACUUUUCAGAGGAGAAAAAGAAGGGAGAGGGCAAAACCGGAUAGUGAAGAGGUACCAGCAGGUGAAGCUGGUAUAGAUCUAGGAUUUGAUGAAACUGAAAUAGGUAAAGUAAGUCUUGAUGGAAGGUUAGGAGGUGAUGAGCCUUACUAUGCAAGUUCUGGUGAUGAUAGUUUUGUAAUAGAUGAGGAUGAGUGUUGGGAUAAUGAAGAAGAUGUUGAAUCUUGAGUAAAUGUGCCAAGAAGGGAAAUGUUUUCAAGAAGGAGGUCAGAAAAGACCAAAACCAUUCAUGACCCCGUUGCCAAAAAAGUUGUGUGGCAGUUGGGUAUGGUCUUUAAAGAUGUGGAUAGCUUAGAGCAGCGGUAACUAAAUAUGCUGUUCAAAGGAGGGUUCAAUUAGAAAAGUGGGUGAAUGAGCCAAAAAUGGUUAGGGUUAGGUGCAAGGAUGGUUGUCCAUGGAUUUUGUAUGCAUGUCUUGACAAAAUCACAAAUGAUUUCCAAAUAAAAACUUACAUUCCAAAGCAUACUUGCAAACAGACCACCGGAAUUACUUGUGUAAUGCAAAAUUUAUUGCUGAUGUGUAUAGAAAGUUUAUAAUAGAGCAGCCAAACAUAAGAGUUUUCAAAUUGCAAGAGCCAAUUAGGAAAAAAAAAUUAUAAUUCAUGUGGGAAAGACUAUUGUUAGGAGAGCAAGAGCAAAAUUUUUGAAGAGAUCACGGGUGAUCAUAUUCAGGAAUUUGGAAGAAUUCUUGACUACAAGGAUGAACUGUUAAGGACCAAUCCUGGGAGCACUUGUGUUGUUGAACUUGGUGGACCUGAUGCAUCUGGUAGGCUUGUUUUUCAAAGCUUGUACAUAUGUUUGAUGCAUUGAAGAAGGCAUUUUUCAUUGUAGGAAAUGUAUAGGUUUAGAUGGGUGUUUCUUGAAAGGGGUUUGUAAAGGGCAGUUGUUGGUUGCUGUGUGUAAGGCUGGUAAUAACCAAAUGUUGCCUCUUGCAUGGGCUGUGGUUGAGUAUGAAAACAAGAAUACAUGGACUUAGUUUGUCAGAAUUCUGAAGGAAGAUUUUGCACUUGGAGAUGGGGCAGACUUAACCUUGAUAACAGAUAUGCAAAAGGGACUGUUUGUAGCAAUUGGGGAUCUUUUACCUGCUACUGAACACAGAAAGUGUGCUAGGCACAUCUUGGCUAACUUUUGUAAGGACUGGAGAGGGCUUCAAAGAAGACAACAGUUUUGGAGGAUUGCAAAGAGCACUUUUGAGUCCCAACUGAGAAGAAAUAUUGAGAAGAUGAAGUUGCUUGGUCCAAGAAGAAUGAUGGAUGCACUGAUGUACUACAACAUAGAGUAUUGGUGUAAGGUGUACUUCAACACUUCUGUUAAAUGUGAUUAUGUAGACAACAACAUGUCUGAGUGUUUUAAUGCACGGAUCUUGGCUGCCAGGCACAAGACAAUCAUAACUAUGCUUGAAGAGAUUAGAGUAAAGAAGAUGACAAGGAUUGGAAGUUUGAGGGAGUUUGUAAAUACUUGGGGAAGCAAUUACUCUCCAAUGGCUUUGAAGGUAUUAGAGGAGAAUGUUACUAGGUCAAUGGAUUGUAACAUUGAGUUUAAUGGAGUUGCAGGGUUUGAAAUUAAAGGACUAUGUCAACACACUGUGGAUCUUCUAGGAGCACUUGUGGUUGUAGGGCUUGGCAGCUAAAGGAAUACCAUGUGCACAUGCUAUAGCUGCAAUACACUUUAAAAAGUAUGACCACUUGACUACAUUGACAACUGCUACAACAAAGAGAUUUACUUAAGAACAUAUGAAUUUGUUCUUCAAUCAGUGACAAACAUGGAAAUGUGGCCUAUCUCCACUAACCCAAUUGUUGCACCACCAGAGAUCAAAAGCAUGCCUCGAAGGCCACCAAAGGUUAGAAAGAAAGAGGCCCAUGAAACUAAGAAGUAUGGGAAGUUGCCUCGAACUGGAAUGACCAUGACAUGUAGUACUUGCCAAACUAGAGGCCACAACAAGAGAGGGCGUCCAAAAAAUCAAGGUGUUAGGUCAUCAACAAGGGAGAACCAUUAAUUUCAAGCAGGGGAAGGGCCAAGACAUCAGAACCAUCAACUUCAAGCAGGGGAAGGGGCAGACCAAAGAUUAGGUCAUAUUUUAAGUUAUGUUGAUCAUUUCUGAUAUUUGCAUUUAUAUGUAUGAUAGAAACCAACCAUAGAAGUUGAACCUGCUGCAAAAAGUCAAGAGGAAGACUUAGAAAAACAGCCCCGGUAGUGGAAAAGAGUCCUGCACCUACCGAAUUUCAUGUUUCAAGUUCUGCACCUGCUGAAUUUCAUGCUUCAUCUUCUGCACCUGCGUAAUUUCAUGCAUCAUCUAAUGCAUAUCCUACUGCUAAAAGAGGAGGUGGAAGGGGCAACACUGCCUCAUAUAAAAGGCCUAGAGUCAUGGGAAUGGGAGUUUUUCAAGCUGAAAAUGGUUUUAAAGCUCUUAAUCCUAGCAUGUCAAGCAACAAGAUUUACUGCACAGGUACAACAAAGAUAACUAGAUCAGCUAAUGUAAUUGGUGACAUUGGUUACAAACCUAGUGCCAACAGUAAGCUGAAAUGGCAUGGAAAACCAGCAAUGACAAUAAGGAAGCUAGAAGAGAUGAGAGGGCAGCAAAAAUUGAAGAAAGGGCCAAGUAGUUCAGCAAAUCCAAGCAAGAAUAGCACUUCUUCUCAGUCCAAGGAGCCAUGGAAAAUUUAAUGUUGUUGUGUGUUUAAGUUAUUGUGUAGUCUUGAGACAGUUUCUUUUGUUGCUUUUAGAUUGGUGAAGUACUAGUAACCAAAUAUGCUACCUUAUGUUUUGGGUUGUUAUGGGAUUAUGCUGCAUAUAGCGCAACUCUGUUUGUUUAUGGACUGUUUUAUCAGUAUAUAUAAUAUUGUGUUUGCGUUAUUGAAA